Molecule: messenger RNA, 966 nt
Organism: Peniophora sp. CBMAI 1063
Lineage: Eukaryota; Fungi; Basidiomycota; Agaricomycetes; Russulales; Peniophoraceae
Source: the annotation of a GenBank genome assembly
AUGGACCGACAGUUCACUCUAAGCUACGACACAAAAACCUAUCACGACGUUGUCCGCUCGCAGAAGGGCAAUAACACGAAAGCGGAAGCUCGUUUCAAGCGUCAAUUCUCGACUUUGGAUCAGCCGGACCUCCAGGUUCUCCCGUUCACGGUAUGGGAUAUUACAGGACGGGCAGAACUAUGGUCGAUAUCUCAUGCGAUUACGGAAGAGCUAGAGGCUGUGAUACGGCAGCUGGUCACGCACUUGAGGUUUGUUCUAACCCAACGAGGUCCUCGCAACGGCAGUAAGAAAUGGCGUGACAUGGAACAGUACUUUCGACAUCCGGAAUUUUGCAAGGAAUUCGCAUCCGGUGUACUGGACCUGUCGGCGGCAUGGCAGAUGCAGGGUCACGAGCAUUUCGAGGCGGAUAUGUUCCCGUCCCGCGACUUCGCAAGGAAGGGCAAACCUCCCAAUGCUAUGCAAAGGGCAACGCAGGCCUUUGUUCAGGGCCUAUCGACUACCGCCGUCGUGAUCUCUGCAGCCCUGGGGAUCGCUCACCCCGAGCAAUAUGAGCUUACGCGUCGUUAUCUAAAAGAAGUCGCCUCCGAUCCCGAAUUCACCGACACGGCGUCUCAGUGGGGUUUUGCGUUCUCGGUUCUUACAAUCGUUGCGAACCGCUCCACGCCGAUUCAUAGGGACAUACGCAGUGGUGGGAGGGAGCUAUACGAUGCGCUGCUGACCAUAGGGGGGGGACCUCAUACGGUCAUAGAGUUUCCCAGUAUGGGAUUGCGUGUCCAGUACGACACACGGACGCUCGUCCUGUUCUCGGGCAACGUGCAUCCACAUGGAGCGUCGGUCAGUAGGGAGGAGCGCGUCUGUCUGGCAUUUUAUGCUCGCAAGGCGAUGCUGCACAAACAUUCACUUCCCUUACCCAGUUGCCCUCGGCUACAUACAUUAUUAGAUGGGACAUUUGCCAGGAUGCAGUAA